Molecule: messenger RNA, 265 nt
Organism: Paramecium octaurelia
Lineage: Eukaryota; Ciliophora; Oligohymenophorea; Peniculida; Parameciidae
Source: the annotation of a GenBank genome assembly
AUGAAUUACAUUUUAGUGGAACAUGAUGAAAGACUUUAAUUGUUGAUAAGCAUAGUGAAAAGAAUUAGAUCCAAUACUGUUGUAGUCUUCUCUGAAAAUUAAAUUAAUGUAAUUAUAUUCCACUAUUUAGUUUUUGCAAGAGUUGUCUAUUUUGAUGGGAAUAAAAACAGAUUUCAGAACAUAGUAUACUCCAAGAAUUUAAACACAUCAUAUUUUAUUUAAAAACCUUUCGGGAUUUCAAUUAAAAUACUAAAAUGUCAGAUGA